UGGUUACCUCGUGCUGUAAACUUACCUCUCGCACCGCUCACUUACUAUAGCCUCUCUCGGUCUCUCACCACCCCGUGCAACGCUGUCGCCGACCGUUAUAUUUGUCUCGGCAACGCUCGCUGUCCCGUCUCCGUUACCCACGGGUUAACACUCGCCCUGCUGUGUCGCUGGGGUUACCCCCCCCCCACCCCCCCACUUUGUUACCCCGAAACCCUCGCCGCGGACUUCCACAUCGGGCUACGUGCGGACGUUGUCGCGGGCCUUGUGCGCGCAGUUUGGUUCUCUGGGCAUCCCUUAACCGAUUCAGAAUCGGGAGUGAUUUUACUUGACCUGGAGGAAUCCGGCGAGCUGUAGGCUCGUUUUCGCAAGACGUGGGGGCUACAAGCGAUACGGGGAGACACGGUGGUACAGAUGUGCGGGGUUAUAGGGCUUCAGCAGGGGUAACAAGGAUACAGAUGGUGCAGAGACACCGGGGUACCGGGGGCUACAGGGAGACAGCAGUACAAUGAGAUGUGGGUUACCAGGCGAUGGGUAUAGGGAGACGGGGGAGACGAGGCGUUCAAGGAGACGAGGCUAGUGAGAUUGAGGAGAAGACAUCGCGAGGUGUGACGAAGUGGGAAGCGAUCACGAAGUGCGCCAUCUCUCGCCAACACCUCGCAGGCGUGGGCUUGGUCCGGUCACGGCUGGCUCGCGCAGCACGAGAGGCGGCGACGCGCUCGAAGAGGCCGCGGUGCCGUAGGAGGGCAGUGUGGAGUGAGAGCGGGGUGGUGUCAUGGGGAAGGACUGGUGUGCAAGCAAUGUUUUAAGGAAGGCUCCGAUCGCGCGGGAGGCAGCAUGGCAGCCGGCGUGAGAGCCGUCAAAUAGCGCCGGGUCGCGCCAAACGCACGCCGUCACCCGCGUGGGGAUGCGAGUCAGUUCAGGGCCCCAACCGGGCCGUGCCGCGCUCUUCCUCCUCUCCGCCGCGUCCGUCUGCGCCGCGCUGAGCCGGCCGGCGCCGCGGGACCAAGUGAGCGCCGGGCCGGAAACGUCGCCGGCCAGAACCGUAACCGAAGUCCCGGUCAACGCCUCGGGGCACCUGCCUGCCGACGCGGGCGAACCGCUCGAGUCGUUUCCGAGCGGUGACCCCGCGACGGAUACCGAUGGGAGCGGGAGAAUCGAUGGGAACUCCCCGCGCAGGGCUUACCUCCUGGCGGGGCGCGCAGGGGGAACGGAGGUCUCAGCCGCCCCGGUGAAACGGUUUCCACGGCCGGCCGAGCCGAACGCACAGAGGAUGACGACGGCCGUGACAACCGCCGCCGCCAACGGCACCGCCCCGGCGACCGUCGCCACCACCGUUGCGACGACCGGUGCAGCGCCCUCCGCAGCGAACGCCACCCUCUUCUACGGCGGCGGCGGCGGCGGCGCGAGUCCGAGGCCGGGGAUUUGGCUGGGCAACGCGACGGCGGCGGGCUGGGCACCGGCGGGCGUGUCGCACUUCCUCGACUCGCCCGUGCUCUACAUGCUGCUGCCCUUCGUGCUCUUCAACAAGUGCGCCUUCGGCUGCAAGAUGGACAGCGAGGCGCUGCAGGGCCUGCGCUCGCGGCCCGCGCCCAUCGCGCUGGGGCUGGCGGCGCAGUUCGGCGUCAUGCCGCUGCUCGGCUACGGGCUGUCGCGCGCGUUCGCGCUGGACGAGGAGCUCUCGCUGGGGCUCGUGGUGGCGUGCUCGUGCCCCGGCGGCGGAGGCGGCUACCUCUACAGCCUGCUGCUGGGCGGCGACGUGGCGCUGGCGCUCGCCAUGACGCUCGCCUCCACGCUGGUGGCCGUCGCGGCCAUGCCGGCGUCGACGGCGCUCUACAGCCGCGCGCUGGGCGUGCACCACACCCUGCGCGUGCCCUUCUCGCGCAUCCUCGCCACGCUGCUCUUCGUGCUGGUGCCCGUGUCGCUGGGCGCCGUCAUCAAGCACCGGCGGCCGCGCCUCGCGGAGGCGCUGCUGGACGUGAUCCGCCCGUUCACGCUGGUGGUGGCGCUCGGCGGGCUCUACGUUGGCGCGCACGCCGCCGUCUCGCUGCUGGGCGGUGCCGGCGCCCCGGCGGCGCUGUACGGCGCCGCCGCGCUGGUGCCCGUCUGCGGGCUCCUGGUUGGAUUGACCCUGGCCCGCGCCGCGCGGCUGCCGGGCCCCGCGGCCCGGGCCGUGGCCAUCGAGUGCAGCGCUCAGAACAGCCUGCUGGCGCUCGCCGUGCUGCAGCUGUCGCUGCCGCAGGCGCAAGCGGACCGCACGUCGAGGGCGCCGUUCCUCAUCGCGCUCAGCACGGCCGUCGAGAUGUGGGUGCUGCUGGCGCUGAACGCCGCUUACACUCGCCUGCGCCCGGCCAAAUCCGACAUCUAGCUCGCGGGGGCGUGGCGAGCCGUAUUUAUUUGGAUGGCCGUGGCGCAAGGCGCCGGUUUCCACGCAAUGUCCGGAGGCGCCGUCCCCGUUUGGCGGCUCCCUUGAAGAGCACCACGUGAAGCGUUAAAUUAAGGUGUCUCAUUAAGUGGUGGGGGUGGCGUAGGGGUUGGUGUGAAUUGUAAAUAGUCGUCCUCGUUGCUGACGCUGCCUAUACAGCCGCAGUUCUUGCCACAAUUCAUAUUAAAUACACGCCUUGCAAAGAUCCAGUGCGAGUUGCCCGUCGCUGUGUUCAUUGUGCAAUACAGAAUGUUGUUUCCUCA
This is a messenger RNA of Petromyzon marinus (sea lamprey), 2685 nucleotides long. Its product is annotated as P3 protein-like. Gene Ontology annotation, molecular function: bile acid:sodium symporter activity. The record is from RefSeq and is a predicted model, not a curated record. Gene Ontology annotation, cellular component: membrane. Gene Ontology annotation, biological process: bile acid and bile salt transport. NCBI's taxonomy places the organism in Eukaryota, Metazoa, Chordata, Hyperoartia, Petromyzontiformes, Petromyzontidae.